Molecule: messenger RNA, 1821 nt
Organism: Pararge aegeria (speckled wood butterfly)
Lineage: Eukaryota; Metazoa; Arthropoda; Insecta; Lepidoptera; Nymphalidae
Gene: Zpr1
Product: zinc finger protein ZPR1
Exons: 12
Coding region: 111-1478 (455 amino acids)
Cellular component (GO): nucleus; cytoplasm
Molecular function (GO): zinc ion binding
Source: RefSeq, a predicted model, not a curated record
CGAUAUAUGUCAUAUGACAGGCUCAACCUGGCUCCUUACUUCUCAGUGAUUGUGACAUUUCACAGUUAUCUCGGGAAAGCUGGUUAUCACGUAAAUCAAUUUUUCCAAAAAUGUGCAGCACGGAACAGAAACCUUUGUUCAGGGACCUCACUGCUGAAGACACGGAGCCAGAAGUGACGGAAAUAGAGUCCCUGUGCAUCAACUGCUACAAAAACGGCUCAACUAGAAUCUUACUGACUCGCAUCCCACACUACAAGAAUGUAGUUAUAAUGUCAUUUAGUUGUGAAUCAUGUGGUUAUGAAAAUAACGAGAUACAACCUGGAGGUGCUAUCGCAGAAUUGGGCGUAAGGUGGAAACUCCGUGUGGAAGCCCCUGCGGACCUAAAUCGCCAGGUGGUGAAGAGUGAUUUUACUUCUGUGAGGAUACCGGAAGUGGACUUUGAGAUUUCAGCGCAGAGUCAGAAGGGAGAGGUGACCACAGUUGAGGGCGUGAUAAGCCGCGCUGUGGCCGGUCUGACGCAAGACCAGGUGGCUCGGAGGGCGGAGCACCCCGAGGCUGCGGAGAAGAUAGACGCCUUCGUGGAGAACUUGCAGGGGCUCCGCGCACUAGACACGCCGUGGACGCUGUUACUCGAGGAUAUAAGUGGUAACUGCUUCAUAGAAAACCCAGAGGCUCCCAAGAAGGACCCCCGCGCUGAACGGACAGACUUCAAGCGGAGCAAGGAGCAGGAUCAUAUAUUAGGCAUUUAUACCCACGAGGAGCCAUGUGGCGAUUCUCCAGUGGACGUGUCGGACAGUUUACCCGGAACCCUGACCCCCGCAGACCCUAGCGAGGGGUCUUAUGAUCGUCAGGUCGCCGAAGAAAUUCUGCAGUUCAGAACUAACUGUCCAGACUGCAACGCACCAGCCGAUACUAAUAUGAAAAUCACUAAUAUACCACAUUUCAAAGAAGUUGUGAUCAUGGCGACCGUAUGCGACGCUUGCGGCCACAGAACUAACGAAGUAAAGUCGGGGGGCGGUAUAGAAGACAAGGGUGUCAGAUUCGUGGUGCGAGUGGCGAACAGGGAUGACUUCUCACGGGAUAUUCUUAAGUCUGAAACCUGCAGUAUGUCCAUACCGGAGCUGGACUUGGAGGUGGGUGGUGCCGCUCUGGGCGGCCGGUUCACCACCGCGGAGGGGCUAGUCAGGGCUUCGCUGGAGCAAAUAGGCUGCGCCCCCGAGCUCUCCGGGGACGCGCCCGCACCUGCCAAGGAACGCAUGGCAGAAUUUAUGGGGAAACUGCAAGAAGUGCUGGACAACAAGCGAUCUAUCACCAUAAUUCUGGAUGACCCAGCCGGCAACUCUUAUGUACAGAACUUGAACGAUGACCCGGAGCAGUACGAUGAUGGCCUCCAGGUGAGUCGUUAUGAGCGGAGUUUCGAACAAAACGAAGAGCUGGGGCUUAACGAUAUGAAGACUGAAGGCUACGAGGCAAGCUGAAAGCAUUUGUAAACUUCAACAAUAAAAGACAUUUGUAAAUGUCAACAAAGUGAUAAUUUAUGUAAACAACCUAUAGUCCGUUCAAAGUUAUUUUACCUUAGAGCUGUAAGUUGUUGUUUUUUGAUUUGUCCCUUUUAGGCCAGGCAAAGAUCAUUGACCGUACAGCCUUCUAGCUGUAAAGUUGUCGGAAUGUUAUGAUGACCUAAUUUGAGGUUAAAACUUACUGUGUGAGAGAGAAAAGGACACGUAUAUCCUUUUCUCUCGUUUGUUUAUAUAACGUCAGUUUUUUUUACAUUCAUUAUCUGUUCUCUUUGACCUUUUUUAAAAAUAAACCUUUUGUAAU